Molecule: messenger RNA, 1644 nt
Organism: Dovyalis caffra
Lineage: Eukaryota; Viridiplantae; Streptophyta; Magnoliopsida; Malpighiales; Salicaceae
Source: the annotation of a GenBank genome assembly
AUGCAGGCAAGGCUUGAAAUACUAAAGCUCUUUCAAAACUCCAUUUCUCCAAAACCUCAUCAAAUCAGUUCCUUAUUAGUCAAGCAAGUAUCGACCAUUACCCACUUGCCCCUCGCCCAUGACUCAACCUUCUCUCCUGAGUCCCCGAACCGACCUAAUAGGGAUCUAAAUCUCUCUGACCCAGAAAAUGGAGAUUUUGUUAUUCCUUCACUCGGCAACUGGGUCGAAAAUCCCUGCCAUGAAAACUACAAAAGCAUUGCAGCUGAGAGUGGCACUGGUGGCGACAUUGAUAAAGUGAGAGGAAUCCUUAAAAGACAAUUCCCAUCCGAGAAUCUUGUUGUAAAGGCGUUGGGUGAGAGUCGAAUUAAUGCAACAAAUGAUUUGGUUUCACAGCUUUUGGAGAGGUUUAGCAAUCAAUGGGUCCUGUCUUUUGGUGUUUUCAUUUGGGCAAAAAAUCAAACAGGUUAUGUGCAUACCCCUCGGCUAUAUGAUUUCAUGGUUGAUAUAUUAGGGAAGAACAAGAAGUUUGGUAUUAUGUGGAAGGUAGUCGCGGAAAUGAAUGAGCUAAAUGGGUAUGUUUCGUUUGCCACAAUGAGUAUUGUAAUGAGGCGGCUCGCUAGAGCUGGUUUGUAUAAAGAUACUGUUGACGCAUUCAGAGGGGUGGAGAAAUUUGGUCUGAAGAAAGACACAGUAGCAUUGAAUACGGUAAUGCAUGCUCUGGCUAAGCAAGGUGGUGUUAAGGAUGCUUAUAGUUUGUUUUUAGAGUUUAAGGAUUCUAUAACCUUAGAUUCUCAUAGUUUCAAUAUUUUGAUACAUGGGUACUGCGAAGCCAGAAUGUUGGAUGAUGCAAGAAAGACUAUGGAAGAAAUGGAGAAGCACGGAUUUCGUCCUGAUGCUUUCUCAUACACUUGUUUUAUUAAAGCAUAUUGUAGCCAGAAGGAUUUUCGAAAUGUUGAAGUUAUUUUGAAAGAGAUGGCCGACAAGGGUUGCGAACCUGAUGCGACUGCAUAUUCUAUUUAUAUUCGCGCUCUAGGGAAAGCAAGAAAAAUAAAUGAAGCUGUGGAGGUUUAUGAGAAAACGAAUAAAAAUGGCUGCAAGCCAGAUAGUAAAUUUUAUAGUACAUUUAUCUACGCAUUAGGUCGGUCUGGAAGGCUUAAUGAUGCUUGGUUUGUAUUCGAGGAUAUGGAAAAUCAAGGAGUUGGUCGCGAUUUGUGGACAUAUAAUACCAUGAUCUAUUCUGCUUGUGCAAAUGGGCAAUUCAAGAGUGCUUUAAAGCUGCUGGAGAAAAUGGAGGAGAAUUCUUGCAAGCCCGAUCUUGAGACUUAUCAGCCUUUAUUGAAGAUGUGUUGCAAGAUGAAGGACAUGAAGGUGCUCGAGUUUCUGUUGAGUCACAUGUCCAAGAACAAUGUCAGCAUUGAUCUUAGUACAUAUGCUCUUUUGAUUCGUCAACUCUGCGAGAGCGGAAAACUUGAACACGCUUGCUUCUUCUUUCAAGAUGCGGUGUUGAAUGGAAUGGUUCCUAUGGAUAAGACAUGCGAGAUUUUAUUGAACGAACUUGGGCGAAAUAAUAUGGCGGAAAUGAAGGAAAAGAUUGAAAAUUUGAUGUUACAGACGAAAGAGCAAAUAUUAUUUAGUCUUUCCUAG